AUGUCGGAUUACAUGCAUGGACGACUUCUGUCCACGCUGUUUCAUCAGAUGUUCGAGUAUCAGCUUGAGGGAAUCGCCACAACCGGUGUGAUGCCAUCGGCAAACGGCGCAUUGUCGAAGCUUUUGUGCUCGUGCUAUCAUCCGAAGCAAGACGGUGAACUUCAUAAUGCAGCUGAUCGCUAUGAAGUUACCGAGAAAGAACAUCUGAAUCAUGGAGAGCCGAGAGAAGAGCCGAGACGAGAGAGUGCAGCGAAAGUGGAGGUGCUAGAAUAUAACGAAAAGAAAUUAGAAGAAGAAAAGACGGCAGCAAACGUCACCGAGGAAAAGGUGACUACACCUAUUGAAGAAGUCGCUGAAGAGCAGGGCGCUGGCGCAAGAAUGAUGCUGGCGGCCGUCAAUCCUUAUUCAUCGUCAUCGAACAACAAUCAUUUCCAGAUACAGGAUGUUACCGAUGAUCCAGAGUACUCGUCAUAUGAUAACGAAAAUGGAGCGUACGAAGAGGGAGCACUGGUCGAAUAUUGUCGUCUCGAUAAACAGAAGCAACCAUCUAUUCCACGUGUUUGUGAAGCAUCCACAGUAGUCUCGGCCAAGAUCAGAACACCACCACUUGUGACUCGUAGUUCGAUGUCUUCAACGGCUGGCGCCAAUGAGCGCCAGAUCAUCAUCGAAGAUGUUCCAGAGGGUGCAAAAUGCAAAGUUGUCGAUUGUCGAUGUAUUGGAUGGUACGAACAUCCGUGGAGAAAAGUUUGCGUGCAUUGCAAGUGCGACAAGAGCGAUCACGAGCUACCGCCGAAUCAGGCCGGAAGCGUUUACGAACGAUUAGGGAUCAAACCACCAGCCAACAUGCCGAUCAGCAGCACACGAGACGAUGGUGCACCCGGUUCAGUUAGCCACGGAUACGCAUGGGUCCCACCUGGAUUGACACGGAAGAAGGUGGAAGAAUACAUGGCACAAUUACCGAAUCAUAUCGUACCAAGAGUGAAUUCUAGCGGUGAAAAACAUCGCGAAAAACAGCUCCUCACUCAGCUGCCACGGCAGGAUCUAUCUGUUGCAUACUGCCGACAUUUAGGAUCGAACACUGAACGAAAGGUUUAUGAAGAAUUCAUCAAUGCCCGAAAUGAGAUUGCCCUCGAUAUCGGUUAUGUUGCUGCAAAUAUCCCUAAACGAAUGGAAUGUCACAAAUGCUCCGGAAUAUUGGAACGUGACGAAAUGGCUGUGAUAGCGCCAAAACUGGGCGAAUCCACCGGUUGGCAUCCGGCUUGCUUUACCUGUACCACCUGUGAACAGCUCCUAGUCGAUUUGACGUACUGCGUAAAGGAUGAUCAGAUCUACUGUGAGCGUCACUAUGCUGAGCUGCAUAAACCACGUUGCGCCGCCUGCGAUGAGCUGAUCUUCGCCGGCGAGUACACAAAGGCGAUGAACAAGGAUUGGCACAGUGAUCAUUUUUGCUGUUGGCAAUGUGAUCAAACGUUAACUGGACAAAGGUAUAUUAUGCGAGAUGAGCAACCGUAUUGCAUAAAAUGUUACGAGGACGUGUUUGCGAAUCAGUGUGAUGAAUGUGCAAAACCCAUUGGAAUCGAUUCAAAAGACCUUUCAUACAAGGACAAACACUGGCAUGAGCAUUGUUUCCUAUGUAAUAUGUGUAAAAUCUCCCUUGUCGACAUGCCCUUCGGAAGUAAGAACGAUCGGAUUUUCUGCUCCAAUUGUUAUGAUCAAGCAUUUGCCACACGAUGUGAUGGAUGUAAUGAGAUAUUUAGAGCAGGCAUGAAAAAGAUGGAAUACAAAGGAAAGCAAUGGCAUGAUAAAUGCUUCUGCUGUGCACAUUGUAAAAAUCCGAUUGGUACAAAAUCGUUUAUCCCGAAAAACGAAGAAGUCUAUUGUGGAUCAUGUUAUGAAGAGAAAUUCGCCACCAGAUGCAAUAAGUGUAAAAAGGUAAUAACAACCGGCGGUGUGACUUAUAAGAAUGAACCAUGGCAUCGAGAAUGUUUCUGUUGUACACAUUGCAACGUAUCUCUAGCAGGUCAAAGAUUCACAAGUAAGGACGAGAAACCAUACUGUGCAAAUUGCUACGGUGAACUAUUUGCGAAACGAUGCAAUGCAUGCACAAAACCCAUCACUGGUAUCGGUGGCGCAAAAUUCAUCUCCUUUGAAGAUAGACAUUGGCAUAAUGAUUGCUUCAUAUGCGCUCAGUGUACAACGUCAUUGGUAGGAAAGGGAUUUAUCACCGAUGGCACGGAUAUUCUGUGUCCGGAAUGUGCGAAAGCACGACUAAUGGCCGCAAAUUCAUAACCUCCGACUAUACUGACGUGUGAUCCCCAAUACUCAUUCAUUCAUUCAUUCGUUCAUUCAUUCAUUUUCUUUGCGUGGCAUUUGCUUUUUGAAUCCGUACAUGUGUUCAGUUCCGCCUCGUUUCAUUCAUGUUCUGUUCACAUAUUCUGCAAUUUUUCGUAGCGUUAGUGACAUUUUGUUACUGAAUUCGCCUCGCGUUAUCGCUGCCCCUCUGCUAUUGCAAUUUCUAUGAAAAAACUGGAGACAGACUCGACCCGGUAACUGUUUUGUCAGCGAGCAACAGCAGGCUCCGCCCUCAAUAUGCAUUUUCAUAUUUUCAACCCUGCAGUAUACGCAUCUUAGCCUCUGAAAGGGUAUAUUUUCAUAUUCGCAUUUUUUUGUGAAUCCAGUAAAAACACCAACAUGUCUAGUCACUCACUUUCCAUCAAUCCCCGUGGAAAAAAUUCCCCCCGAAAAUGUAGGUUUUAACUUUGCCCAAUCCUCAAAUUCUACUCUCGCUUGUAGUAGCUCUAAGCCCCGCCUACCCAUUUAGCGUGUCCAACAGAAUCACUCGCGCAACUGCUGGACGAAGAAAACUCGUCCGGAAAGGUCCGAGUGCAUUUGAAGCACAUCGAAGUCAGUGUGCGAGUUCUAGUAUACGGCGCUAACGACACGUCAGGCUCAGCAGCGUAAACUCGUCCUUCCAUUCUGUUUCUAACUUGUUCAGCGCAACGAGAUUUUAUAUGUAUAUACAUUCAAUGCUUUCUCGUCUGUACACCAUGUGUUCAAGUUGGCAUAUUUUUUUUCUUUAUUCAUCGUCGUCGUGUCGUUUUCGUCGACACGCAGAUAUUUUUUUCAAGUCAUUGUUAUAACUUAAUAAAUACAAUUUAACAAAAA
This is a messenger RNA of Cylicocyclus nassatus, 3165 nucleotides long. The record is from the annotation of a GenBank genome assembly. Lineage: Eukaryota; Metazoa; Nematoda; Chromadorea; Rhabditida; Strongylidae.